Messenger RNA from Coniophora puteana RWD-64-598 SS2, 408 nucleotides. RefSeq lists its product as uncharacterized. The annotation marks the transcript as partial. The record is from RefSeq and is a predicted model, not a curated record. The transcript has a single exon. NCBI's taxonomy places the organism in Eukaryota, Fungi, Basidiomycota, Agaricomycetes, Boletales, Coniophoraceae.
AUGCACGCUCGACAAACUCAGGAGCAAGUUUUCCAGCAGCAAGCUGACGACGACCAGUUCCAUCAGCAAGAAGCACACGCUCAACGACUUCGCGAACAGCAAGCUCACGGCGACCAGCGCCGUCAGCAAGAAGCACACGCCCGACAGCUUCGUGAACAGCAAGCUCAUGAUGACCAGCGCCGUCAGCAAGAAGCACACGCCCAACAGCUUCGCGAACAGCAAGCUCACGACGACCAGCGCCGUCAGCAAGAAGCACACGCCCAACAGCUUCGCGAACAGCAAGCUCACGACGACCAGCGCCGUCAGCAAGAAGCACACGCCCGACAGCUUCGUGAACAGCAAGUUUAUGACGACCGGCUCCGUCAGCAGCAGGUGCACGACAAUCGGCUGCGCGAGCAGCAGGCUCAC